GGGAGCUCCCUCGUCACCCUGGGUCCUGGCAUUUGGACUGUGUGGUCUAGCCAAGCUCUUGUCUACUCAAGGUUAUGGCAACUCCAGUUUUUCUUGAAUGUGAAAGCCCAUCUGUUUGGGGAGAAACGGAGAAGCCUGAAAAACUAUCCACUCCCUGUUAAAUGAAAAAGUAUCGCUUGUUAUUUCUACUGGGAGAAUACAAGCUUUCAAUGUGUGGGAAAUAAAUGGAGUAUGUUUUCUUUUUACUUCUGAAGGAAAUUUAUUUUUCUUUUCUUUUUUUAAACUAUAUUGCAGGGAUGUGUGAACAUUCUGUUUCUGGCAUCUGUAGGUGAACUAUUAAGAACUUGGAAGAAGAUGCCCAAAGUUGAAAACAUGCCGAACAUCACCAUUAAUAAUGCUAUAACCUCUCCAAAUGUAAACUAUAUCCGUUGGAAAGUUCAUGGAGACUGGGUUACUCAGCUGAACUACUACGAUUCGAUGAAAGCCGUCAUUUCCAGCUCCAACCAUGAGUCCACCGCUCUAGUAAUAGGCUGCACUUUGGAAACGACAAAUGUAAAGCAAAAGAUGAAAGAGAUAAAGAAUCUUAGAAAAGAUGUCAAGACAAGAAAAGGCCAAACAUUCCUUGGUUUGCCCCAAAGGCGAGCAGAGUGUGAUCAAACAGUGUUCCGCAUCUACAAAGGAGUCAAGGCAUUUUCAUUCUGUAAGAGAAGGAACUUGCUGCUGACAGGUGGAAUGGAUCGAAUAAUUAGAGUCUGGAAUCCUUAUCUGCCUGGAAAGCCAACAGGUAUGCUGAGAAACCAUGCGGCUCCUGUGAGCUACAUCCAUGUGUCUGCUGAGGACAACAAAAUAUUUUCCAUGUCUGUGGACAACAUGAUCAAGAUCUGGGACCUGGAGACCUACUGCUGCCUGUUUACAGCCUCUUCCAAAGUCAGCGGCAUUAAGGGGGAGCUGGCAGCCUGCCUCUACCUCCCCGGGCCCCGAGCCCUGUGUGUGGCCACUGAUGCUGCUGCGCUCCUGUACCUGAGGCAGAGAUCUAUCCCGGAGCUUCACCUGGCACUUUCCCACCGGGAACCCGUGGUGUGCUGCAGGUACAACCCAACCUUCAGACAGGUGGUCAGCUGCUCAGAGGCGGCUAUGGUGAAAAUAUGGGACUUUGAAACAGGAAAACAGUUGUCUGAAUUUAUGGGGGCCCAUGGCAAUGCUGGGAUCACCUGUCUGACCUUUGACUCCAGUGGAAGAAGGCUAGUUACUGGGGGUAGAGAUGGCUGUCUGAAAAUAUGGAGCUACAACAAUGGACACUGUCUGCACACCCUGAAACGAGAUGGCAAACAAAAUGAAGUCUGUGAUUGUACCUACAUGGAGGUGAACCAGAAUAAGUGUAUUAUAGCUGUUGGAUGGGACAGAAGAAUAAAUGUAUAUUUUGACACACCACGUGACUUUCAUCACUUCUGGAAGCCACAGCCACCCUGGCAGGAUGACGUGAACCAUGGGCACAAGGAGGACAUUCUCUGUGUGGCUCAAUGCCCACCUUUUCUUCUUGCCACCUCCAGUUACGAUGGGGAGAUUAUAAUUUGGAAUGUCAUCUCAGGCCACAUAUACUGCAAGCUCAACACUCCCAGCCCCACUGAUGGCACAGAACACAGAGAAGGCCCAGACCGGAGUGUCUCCUGCCUCGCCUUCCUAAAGACUCGGGCAGCCCAGUUGGAAUCACCUGCUGCUUCUCUGCUAGCCAAUGGGCCUGAAGGUUCUGUCACUUUCUGGAGGCUGUUUGGUGGGGCUGGCCUCGUUGCAAACUUCACUCCUUCCAAAGGGCAAGCCCAGAUCAGCAGCAUUGCAGUGACAACAGGAGAUGCUCUCGCCUACCUGGCUGACCAGCAAGGCUUUGUGCAUAUCUACGACAUCAAGGAGUAUGGACUACAGGGACUGGAGCCACAGCCACCCAGGAAUGUGAUGUUCUGGAGAGCCCACAUCAGCAUGGUGACAUCUUUAGAACUGAUAGAAGAAGAAAAAGUUCUGCUGUCAUCCUCCCUUGACUGCACUGUGCGCUUAUGGAGCAGAGAUGGAGAGUUCAUAGGAACUUUUGGACAGAGCAACCCCUGGGAUAUUUUCACUCCUGCCUCCUGGAGCCAUCCAAGAAUCCCCUGUGAAAUUCUGACUGAUCCCCAGAGCAUGCCUGCUCACUCAGUGCUGGAAGGAGAUGUUCCCACUAUGCAUGAAGAGGGAGAGGCAGAGCAGGGCAAUGUAAGGGGCAGAAAGCCCUGUGCUGAUCCUGAGAAGACCUCUAAUCCUUGUUCACCAAAAGAUUUCAUCCUUGAAACUGAGACGAAAGAAGACAUAAACCAAUGGUAUGCAUUUUGUGAUGGCAAGUCGCCGCUGGCACAGAGCAAGCCUUCCCAGAGAGCGUCCGAGCCCGGAUGGCCCCGCAUCUACCAUACCCUCCGGUGUCAUGAAGUUGCCUGCGUGUCAGCUCUCAGAGAGAAGCCAGAUUUGUCUAUUAUUGGCUCGGACUUGUUUAAUUUAAAUUUUCCUACACAGGAAAAUGAAGGAAAUGAAGCUGUCCAGAAGGAGCUUUGA
Molecule: messenger RNA, 2574 nt
Organism: Tupaia belangeri chinensis (Chinese tree shrew)
Lineage: Eukaryota; Metazoa; Chordata; Mammalia; Scandentia; Tupaiidae
Product: WD repeat-containing protein 49
Exons: 21
Coding region: 355-2574 (739 amino acids)
Molecular function (GO): protein binding
Source: RefSeq, a predicted model, not a curated record